AUGGACUCUCCACUCCUCCCGACACUCUCACACCCAAAGUACGAUCCUUCCGACGACGCCUCUCUAUCUCUCGCCGACAUCUCCCUAGGAGAGGACGGUUUCAGUCCUCUUCCCCCACCCAAACAGUUGCAUUCUGCCAAUCUCGGAAAACAGAGGAAUGACAAUGAUCGGACCGGGGGUGGAAAGAAGGAGUCGGGAGUCGAAUUCAAUCUUCCCGACAAGAGCAAUAGCGAGGACAAGCCUAGCGCGUGGGGUGGGGCAGGAAAGCCAAGAUUCUCGCUCUUUGCUCCUCCUCAGGACUAUGAUCAAUCCUUGACAAAAUCUUCCCAUGAGGAUACACAAGACCAGCGUCAGCAAUCCCAAGAAGAGGGGCAAGAAGGCGAAAGCAUCCAGGAGAGACCUGAUGCGGUUCAAGAGCGGGACGAGGAGAGAGUGCAAUCUCAAGCCCAGUCACGCACGGGUGGGGCCAGCACCGACUCGGACAGGGACAAGUGUCUGAGAGAGAGCUUGUAUGAGCUGCGCAAGUUUAAUGAAGUCUUUGACGGCUUCAUUGGCGCGUUGGAUGGGGUCAAGGGGCACAAUGAGCGGCUGGCAGAAAGGGUUCAGCAGACUUCCGCUCUUCUAGACGAAUAUACGGCCAUCCUCGGCCAGUCAGAGCAUACGAAACGGCUCUUGUCAAACCCUCGGUGGACAGGGGCUUCCGAUGAUCAAUCAGCUAUCGCGGCAGAACAAGCCGCUGCCGCCCUUGCUGAAUAUCGCGCACAGCAAGAAGAAGCAGCUCGUAUCGAGGCUCUGCGCCAGGAAGAAGAGGAUCGACAACGGAGAGCCGAACAGCGCGAACAGGAGAAGGCAAAGGCGGAGGCGCUGGCGGCCAGGAGGGGCGUAUCUAGAGGCAGAGGAAGGAUCGGGAUGGGCGCGGGGCGCGGUGGUACUGCUAGAGGCACAGGCAUACCUCGACCAUCAAGUCUCCCUCGACCAAGUAGUGCUAGCGACUCUGCGCCUGGUUCACGGCGGGGUGUGCCUUCGACGACAGCAUCGGGCACUGUAGGCAACUAUACGCAUGUCAAGAGCAGUGGCUAUGGGCCGCGGCGGACAUAG
Molecule: messenger RNA, 1098 nt
Organism: Cryptococcus amylolentus CBS 6039
Lineage: Eukaryota; Fungi; Basidiomycota; Tremellomycetes; Tremellales; Cryptococcaceae
Exons: 4
Coding region: 1-1098 (365 amino acids)
Biological process (GO): mitotic cell cycle
Cellular component (GO): mitotic spindle; DASH complex
Source: RefSeq, a predicted model, not a curated record